Molecule: messenger RNA, 2547 nt
Organism: Sciurus carolinensis (gray squirrel)
Lineage: Eukaryota; Metazoa; Chordata; Mammalia; Rodentia; Sciuridae
Gene: Birc7
Product: baculoviral IAP repeat containing 7
Exons: 11
Coding region: 1259-2527 (422 amino acids)
Biological process (GO): regulation of cell cycle; positive regulation of protein ubiquitination; negative regulation of apoptotic process
Cellular component (GO): cytoplasm; nucleus
Molecular function (GO): ubiquitin protein ligase activity; cysteine-type endopeptidase inhibitor activity involved in apoptotic process
Source: RefSeq, a predicted model, not a curated record
GCGAGCUGCCACUGCGGCGGCCGGGUUUGCACCUGCCGCGGUUCUUGGCUCUCCGUGGCAGCUUCUGAGCCUCAGUCGGCCUCCCUGGUUGCUCUGUGAGUGCGCUCUGGGGCCUGUGAAGGGCUUGCCGUUUAUAACCAAGGCCUCGUGUUAGAUUUCGGACACCUAUUUCAGCCAUGCUCUCUGCCCCAGCCCAGGUGGGGUAAGAGGCCUUUGGUUUUUGUUGAAGGAUGGACAGUACCUACCUGGCUCCGAGUUCAUGGAGAAAACCGGAUUCUCUUUCCCUGACCUACCAAGGUCCCAAACAUGGGCGACCUCCUAGUCAGGCUUACAUUCCAGCUCCUGCUCUCCCCAUCCUGCCACCCUGGGUCCACGGCCCACCCAGUGGGUUCCUUUUCUCAGGCUGGUGUGUCGGGCUGUCAGGGAUCCUGGGAGUGCUCACAAAGCAAACCAAGGCAGAAUGAAGAGCUCCGGGGAGGGCAUGCGGAUGAGCCUGGCACCAGACAGCAUCUCUUAUCACUGCAGGAAGAGGUGGAGACCAACGCCCCCCAACUGUUCUGCCUUUGGGAAGGACCGCUGCUCCCAGUUUUGCCAUUACCGAGUCUCCCUGGGCCCCUGCCUGGGCUCAAGCUGGGAAACACAGGCCAAGCACAAAGUUAGGAGGGUCACCUGAUACCUGGAAGAGGAAUCCAGGAAACAGGCAGCCCAUUAUGUCAUGGAUGGAAACAGGGCUGAAAGCAUUUCAUCAGCUUCUUCCAUGGCCAGUGGUCUUGAGACUGGCAGACCAGAGCCCACAGCCACCUUCAGAUUGAUGACCAGGUGACCUGUGAGUACUCAGAGAACUGCCACCCGUGAAGGUGGUGCAGCCUGUGGAUUCGUUGUUAAUCGAUCCUGACACUGUGGAAAGACACAGAGGUGUGUGGUCUGUGUCAACAGCAGAGUUCAUGCCCAGCUCCCUAGCUGCUGGGAACAGAGCAGCUAGGACGGAAACCCGUCCCCAGCACCAGGGCCCCGUGACACACCCAGCAGCAGAGAGCAUGUGACCAGACUGCCACCCUGGCCCCUGGAAAGCAGCAGCCCCUGAACGCUCCACUACCAGGGACUGGUGGCAGGACCGCACUUGUCCAUCUGCAGCAGUGUGGGGUGGAAGCCACCACUGUGUCCAGGAAGGGCCCAGGGUCAGGAGGGGAGGUGGCUACUGGACUCAUCCCAGGACUGGCUGCAGUGCUGAGACCUGGGCAAAGCUGGAGCUCUCUCCAUGGGGCCCAAGGGCAGGGCCAAGUGCUCUUGCUGUGGCCCAGAGCAGGGACCCUGGGCAGCCAGCCACGACCCCAGGUGGGAGCAUCACAGACUCCGCUGUCUCUGCGGCUGUGUCCUGGGCCAGGACCAUGUGGAUGGGCAGAUCCUGGGCCAGCUGCGCCCCCUGACAGAGGAGGAAGAGGCAGGGGAGGCUGGGGCCACCUUGCCCAUGGGGCCUGUCUUCCCUGGGAUGGUCUCUGAGGAGCUGCGGCUGGCCUCCUUUUACGACUGGCCGUCAACUGCUGGGGUCCAACCUGAGGCACUGGCUGCUGCUGGCUUCUUCCACACAGGUCAGCAGGACAAAGUGAGGUGCUUCUUCUGCUACGGGGGUCUGCAGAGCUGGGAGCGUGGGGACGACCCCUGGACUGAGCACGCCAAGUGGUUCCCCAGGUGCCAAUUCCUGCUCCAGUCAAAAGGAAGGGGCUUUGUCCGCAGCGUCCAGGAGGCCUACUCCCCACUGUUUGGCUCCUGGGACCAGUGGGAAGAACCAGAAGAUGCAGCUCCCACUGCCCCCUCAGAUGCCAGGGGUGGACAAGAGUGGUCAGAGAGGAGCCAGUACCCAGAUGUUUCUGCCAGCAUGUCCUCAUCACAGCUAGUGGCUGACCUGCUCCAGGAAGAAUAUGGGGACCAGGCGGCCAGGGCCAGAGCUCCUGUCCAUGGGGCCCCUGAGCUGCUCACAUACAGAGGAGAGGUCCAGCCUGAAGCUCCCAGGAGCCGAGGACCUGCAGGAGCAGUUGCGGCGACUGCAGGAGGAGAGGAGGUGCAAGGUGUGCUUGGACAGGGCCACGUCCAUCGUCUUCGUGCCCUGCGGUCACCUGGUCUGUGCGGAGUGCGCCCCCAGCCUGCAGCUGUGCCCCAUCUGCAGGGCAGCCAUCCGCAGCCGCGUGCGCACCUUCCUGUCCUAAGCAGACACUGUGGUCAGCCAGAUGGCCACCCAGCAAGCACCCUCCCAGCCUCGCCUGUCUUGGACCAUGCAGCAGGUCAGCUGAGGACACUGCGCUGUGCUGCCACUGACCCGCCAGGAUGGAGGAGCCCUGCUUGGCCUGGGGCAGCUCUGCUGUCACUCUGGGCACUUCUGAGGAUAAAUAAAGCAGGGAUUUCCGCUGGAUGGUGCUCAGCCCAGCCUUGCUGGGGACCCUGGCCACUGCCCCCUGCAACCCCGCUCCCCCCAGGCCUCUGCCUUUUCUUGCCCGCAGGGCGGCACCUGCCCAGGGUUCGACCUACCUAAGCCACUUUCCAGCUCUUCCC